UCCUCUCUGCUUCUUGCCAACAUCUUGUGGAGUGUAAUACGAGGAGCGUACCGGGUGCAGCGCGGAUCAUCCUCAACUCACUGACUCUGUGUGGGAUUUACCGAGGCAGGGGCUGCAGUCAGUCCCAUCCUCAAGGAGCGAGAGGCGCACUUACAGACGGAGCAGAAUUAAGAGCAGAGCGCAAACCGGAGCAUCAGCAUCUCCUCUGGCUUCUGAGAGGACCAGAGUUACUGAGAGAAAUGGCAUCUGCUCACUAGAGUCACCAAAAAAAAAACUGACACUGGAAUACAAUCAAAGCAGUUUAAUGAAGAGGAAAAAAUAGACCAAAUUAAAAUUCUUGUAUUCAAGGGAGCGCAUUCCAGUCGACAGCAAUUGGAUGAGAGUCUUAUUAGCCCUCGGCAACUAAAGAUGAUGUUUCCAUGGAAACAAAUUGUUCUGCUAUCAAUCACCGGAUGCCUUGCAGCCUGUACAGAGGAUGUCAUAUUUCAAGGGCCAAGAUGGAGGACGGAGCCAAGUGACCUCAUUUUGCCGAUCGACUCCCCGGACCAGCAGGCUACCAUCACGUGCGAGGCAGAGGGGAGCCCUCCUCCGCAGUACAGAUGGUCACUAAACGGAACACUCAUUGAUCUGGGGAAUGACUACCGGCGUCACAUGUCUGGGGGCAGCCUGAUCAUUAGCAAGCUGGACAAGGACCAAGACAUCGGGGUAUACCAGUGCACAGCCUUCAACACGUGGGGGUCCAUCCUCAGUCGCAGAGCCAGCCUGCAAUUUGCAUAUCUUGAUAACUUCAAAACUCAAACAGUGAGGAGCGCUGUGAACGUCCGCGAGGGCCAAGGAGUGGUUCUGUUAUGUGGACCUCCUACAUAUUCUGGAGAGCUGACAUUUGCAUGGAUCUUCAAUGAAUACCCGUACUUUGUCCAGCAAGACAACAGGCGAUUCAUUUCUCAAGAGACCGGGAGUCUGUACAUCGCUAAAGUGGAGACCUCGGAUGUUGGCAACUACACCUGUGUGGUUAACAACACCGUCUCAAGGGAGAAGGUGCUCAGCUCUCCAACACCACUGGUCCUCAGAAGUGACGGAGUAAUGGGGGAAUAUGAACCCAAAAUAGAAGUUCAUUUCCCUGAUUCGGUUCCAGCUGCGAAGGAAUCGUUGGUGAAACUAGAAUGCUUCGCUCUGGGAAACCCUGUCCCUGAAAUAAGCUGGAGGAGAACCAGCGGCAUCCCGUUCCCCAGCAAAGUGAAAAUGAAGAAUUCAAACGCCGUCCUUGAAAUCCCCAAUUUCCAGCAGGAAGAUGCUGGGACAUACGAAUGUAUGGCAGAGAAUCGGCGAGGCAAAAACGCUGCACGGGGUCGUAUCUCAUUCCAUGCUAAACCUCACUGGCUCCAGACAAUGACGGACACGGCUCUGUCCAUCGAAGAAAACCUCUUUUGGGAGUGCAAGGCCAAUGGAAAGCCCAAACCGUCCUACAGCUGGCUGAAGAAUGGGGAGCAAGUGAUGGCUGAGGGCCAGGUACAAAUCGAAAACGGGGCCCUCUCCAUAGCCGCGUUAAACCUGUCCAAUUCAGGGAUGUAUCAGUGUGUGGCUGAAAACAAACAUGGCAUUAUUUAUUCCGGUGCCCAACUAAUGGUGUUAGCUUCACCUCCCAGUUUCUCCAAAAGUCCAUUAAGGGCCCUUCUAAAAGCCCGUUCAGGAAGCGAAGUCACUCUCGAAUGCAAGCCCGAGGCUUCGCCCCCAGCAAUUAGCCUGUGGAAGAAAGGGAAUGAGAUCCUGCAGAGAAGCGAAAGGAUUACUUUGCUUCCCAACGGGACUUUGAAAAUCGCCAAUGUUACCAGACGGGAUGCAGCCAUCUACACUUGCAUGGCUAAGAAUCAGUUUGGGACAGCAAGCACGAGUGGGAGGCUGCUCAUCACCGAGCCCACCAGGAUCACCAUGAGGCCCACUAACAUGGAGAUUAUUGUUGGCGAGAGCAUCGUGUUACCCUGCCAGAUUGCCUGCGAUCCAGCUCUGGAUGUUUCCUUCUCGUGGGCAUUUAACGGCCAGCUCAUCGACUUCCAGCGAGACAGCGAUCAUUUCGAAAGAGUGGGCGGGAGUAUAUCAGGGGAUCUAAUGGUUCGUAACAUCCAGCUGAACCACGGAGGAAAAUAUGUCUGUGUUAUUGACACUGAUGUGGAGAGCCUGUCCACUUCUGCCAUCUUAGUUGUGAAAGGUCCGCCAGGUCCUCCAGACAGGGUGUCGGUGGAGGAGAUCACAGACAGCACUGCCCAGCUUUCCUGGACUCCCGGAAGGGACAAUGGCAGCCCCAUCACCGGCUACAUCAUCCAGGCCAGGACUCCUUUUACUGUGGGCUGGCAGGUUGUUGACACAGUGCCGGAGGUGGUCAACGGUAACAUGCUGACAGCCACGGUGGCGGGUCUGAACGCCUGGGUGGAGUACGAGUUCAGGGUGGUGGCCCGCAAUACCGUGGGCCUCGGAGAGCCAAGUCCAUCCUCGGCCAAGACCAGGACAGAGGAUACCCUUCCUGAUACAGCUCCCACUGAUGUCGGAGGUGGAGGCGGCACAAAGUCUGAAUUAGUGAUAACAUGGGAGCCUGUUCCCGAGGAACUGCAGAACGGAGAGGGCUUUGGGUACAUCAUCGCCUUCAGACCCGUUGGCACAGACACGUGGACCCGGGCGGUUAUCUCCACACCCGGCGUGUCUCGUUACGACUUCCGCAACGACACCAUCCCAGCCUUCUCGCCAUUUGACGUGAAAGUGGGGGCGUUCAACAACCGAGGGGAGGGGCCCUUCAGCUCUAUCGCCACUGUGUUCUCGGCAGAGGAAGUCCCCUGUGUGGCUCCUAUGAGGGUUAGGACUCGGAGUGUGUCUGCGGUGCAAAUUGAAGUGAUCUGGGAAGCUCUUCCUGCUAUAUCGGAAAGAGUGCUCGGAUAUGAGGUCAUGUACUGGGAAGACGACACCAAGCCAGACACCAUUGGCAAAGUGCGCAUAUCUGGAAACUACACACUGGUUAACAUUACGGGGCUGAAAGCAAACACAGUGUACUACCUCUGUGUGGCCGCAUUCAAUACGGGCGGCCCCGGGCCACAGUCUGCGUCCAUCAACACCACCACAAAGAAACCACCUCCAGAUCGGGCUCCUCUCAACAUACAAUGGACCAUGAUUGGCUCCACCCUCACGAUGCACUGGGAUCCUGUAGUUGCUUUGGAGACAGAGUCAAAGGUCACUGGAUACUUGGUCCUGCUGAAAAGACACCACAACAAUGACAUCAGCGCCAUCUCCACCAACAAGACCACCGUGGAGCUAAGCCUCUCUGCUAACGACAACUAUCUCAUUCAGAUCAAGGCCAUGAGUGAGGGCGGUGAAGGUGUGGGCAGUGAACCCAUCCACAUCCAUAAAUUAAGCAUGGGAGCGCGAGGCUCAAGAGCGACUCGCCUCAGCCCAUUGUACGUCUCUGCAGUCCUCAUCGGCGCACUGCUCUGCUCCGCCUGGUGAUGUCUAAUCGGAGCCUACUGAGCGCCCUCCCUCCCCCUCCAUCCCUUCUGUCAGCCCGUCCACUGGACUGGCACAAGGCCCGGACUUCAGUGGCAGAACUGGGAAAGACUGGACAGCACUGGACUCUGCCAAUCUCUUAAAGGGACCACGCCAAUUUGUUUUAAAGGGCCAUCACAUAGAGACGUGAAGAAGAAGAAGUUGCGUGCAUGAUAUCUUUCAGUAUUUCUUACAGCGUCGUAAGUGCCACCGUGCUCUAGGUUUCAUUUUAGAAGUUAUGAUGUCUACAUGACUUAUCUUCUUAGUAUCUUUGUAGAUACUAAUGCCUUAAAACCCAUUGUACACAGAAACUCCAUACCAAAGUAGGUGACAGGCUGCUCGUUUGAUGGUUUCUUUAACCCUAAAUACUCACAAGAAUUUGUCAACAGACGAUUAAUCUAUAUUAAUUGGGUUCAUCCUUAUCUUACUGUUCAAAAUUCUUAAACUUAACCUGUUCCAUUGACAGAACAUCAGCUAAUACCCUUAUCACAUGCAGCUUUUGCCAAAAGAAACAUCCAUUUCAGGCUUAAGACAUUUCCAGGCGUUGACAUAUAUAUGAAAGAUGCAUAGCAAAUUGAUCAACUGUGCCUCAAACCCUCUUAUCUCUGCAUACUGAGAUAAUAUUAGGUCUGUUCGAGAGCCAUGCAGUCUCCUGAGCUUAAGGCCCUCUCCACUGUACCCUGAUAGAUCUUGGCAUUUUGCCAUCUCGUGCUCCUCUAAAUAAUAAAUGCCUAUCACACUCCGCACCGUCUGUCUGGCUAAAACGCUGGGAUUGCAGGACAUAGAGACCUGCGGUGUUACUAUGUCAAGCAUGUCCCAAGUGAACUGUUCCUCCUCUGCAUUUAGACAACCUGUGUUCUAGAUACUUAUAUCAUAUCAUGGAACAUGUACCAUCUAUACCCCAGAUGACCAGCUGACCCAGUGCACAAUAGACUGAAAGGAUUACAGUGCCUUCACUAGAGCUCACUAGUCACUCACCCACUCACUCCUUUCUUCUUUUCCUAGGAGAAAUAUUCAUGUUUGCAGAAGAGGCAGUGUUUGCUUUUCUUUCUGAAAAGUUAGUUCAGAAGGACAGAAAACUCAGAAUGUACAUGGAGCCCAUAAUUAGAAAGAGUCUGUUGAGUACAUUUUCAUCGAGACAACACAAAAAGGGUUGGCGCUUUAGGAAAGCUGCGAUGGAUUGAGGUAUAUGGCAGAAAUUUUCGUCUAAGUAUUUAUGGGCUAUGGUAUAAUAAAUGUUUGACUCCAUCCGAAAGAUAAAUUAUGGGAUAUUAAGGCAUCAGAAUAAUUGAUGUGGAUACCGCAGUGAGAGCGUUCUGACUGGAAAUGGAGCAAAAGACAUAGUUGUCAUUUUACCCCAACCCCAUCACCGCCUAUUGGACACAUACCAGACUGAAGACUAACUAAAGAGCAUUGCUGCGCUGCUGAUUGAGCUACUUUUCACUCCCUUUUAUCAUGUGGAUGAGUCUCUCAAAAGCCACCCAAGUAAGAGCCAAGGUGUGAUUACCGGGGUCCGGAAAAUGUUCACGAGGAUGUGACAGGAUCAAGUCAGCUGAACUGCUACGCAUUACUGUGCCUUUGCCGAACAUGGGGCUGUGUACGGUCAUUAGCUUGGAGUCUGUCGUCGUCUGUUUUUUGCACUCUCUUUUCCCCCACUUCCUCAAAGUCGAAUGAAAGCACAAGGAAUUGAUGCAAGGUGACUGGAUGUCCUCGCUGAGCCGUCUGAACAGGUGUGCAGACCCAAGAGGCCUCGUAAAAAGUCCAAACGGCCGGCGUAAUCAGGCUGUCCUAUCUGCUCCUUGAAUGGUUUCAUAAAGCUCUGUGCUCUUUGAUUAGACUGCUGCAGACCAGUCAAUGGGAUAUUGAUUUUCCUGCCCCAUUAUUACAGCUGUCACAAUCCAGCUGCUUGACUGACUGAUGCCCGCGUUCCUAUUGCACUCGUUCUGUUGUGUUACUGUCAAUGAUGUAUCAGCACUAUCCCUAUCAGACAUUUUUCAAAAGGCAUUCUCUUUUUUGUUGUGUUUUGGUUUGAUUUGACUAGACAUUUUACUGUAUUAGCUCAGUUUUCAUUGUUUAUACAAGUAUUUUGUAGUGUAGUGGUAGAUUGUGUGAUUUUGAAUUGGAGCAGUGACCUCAAACUGAUCGGCUGGUUUAUUAAUUUUUUAAGUUAAAUAUCAAAAUACUACUGUGUCAGUCUUUCCAACAGCGUCAAAGCCUUAGAAGGACCGUUGUCUGUGAUUUAUUGUGGUCUGUUGGCAGCAAUGAAAUAAGAAUUAUUCAAUAAUGUUUAAUUACCUGAAAAUAAUGAUGCAUUUCCUUUGCAUGAUACAGCACGGCUCUACCCAAUUCGAGUUCACCUUUCGGUUUUUCCAUUAGCCAAAGUUGUAUAGCGUGUACGUAUGAGGUUUUUGGUACAACCUCGCCUGUGAGUUCAAAGUGAGCUGAUUGGAUACUAAAAAGUGCUUUUUUAAAAUCCAUGAAACUCGUUUGGUCAGAACAAAUAACCACUAGUUUGACACAAGACGUCUUGCGCUAACACAACAUUUUGAAGUGGCCACGUGUCCCCCACUUUUAGAUUUUCUUAAACCAAGAUUUUUCUUUGAAAUGGUCGGCUAGACUACGGCUUAGUUUUGUUCUCGAAGGACAGCCAUGUCUCUACAGCAGCUUUGGAUAGCGUCUUUGCUUUCAGGUAACAGAUUAAGGUAAAUGGCCUCAAUUCAUCUCAAAUCCCCCAUAAACCCCCAUAUGUUACUCUACAAUUCUGAAAGGGAAGCGUUUGGGGUGGUGUCUAUUGGCCACUAAAUCCCACAAACUGGUCCUCUUAGUAGAAUAGCAGUAAACCUCUUCGGCAAAAUAGGUUGAUUUGAAUGGAAUUGCAGCAGUCAGCGGAUGCACAUUUUGACUUUGGGUUAAUCUGUGUGCCAUUAACCAUUAGCUAGCCCGGAUUAUUUGAAAUAGAGAAAGCUGUCUUUUCUGCUGUGUGGCUAUUCACAUUUAACCCACCCUCUGUCAGAAUAUAUCCAGCUCCACAAAGAACUAAGACUUAGGAAAAGUUGUGAAACAGGGUGAAAAAUACAAUAUCUAUAGAAUAAAAUGUGGGUACGAAAUUAUCAACCAAGCUAAUGAGCAUCAGUGAAGCAAGCUAACUAUCUUUGGGAGUUUAUUUUAAUGAUAGGGAUCGAAGACUGCCCGGCGUGUUCCCCACUCUCACGUUUUACCGUUAGCUCAGCAGCUACAGUACCUAGCGUGCUCGCUCUGUGCGUAGUGCCCUAGCAAAGCCCAUUUGAAAAAGACGUGCAGGUUAUUAUCAUCGCUGUGACACUUUCUGUUGUGACCGGGCCGCAAAUGAGCUUGCGUGUGCAAAUACUUGAUGCGAGUGAUGUUAAUAUUUUCGUCAAUAUCCAAAUAAGGUGGCAGAUUCCUAUUCACAGUGUUAAAAUAUGUAAUCGUUUCACUAAACUCUCAUCUUUUUUCCAUAGCUGCGAUUCAGCCUAAUGUUUCAUACCUCUGCUCUCGCUCGCACAGAAAAACAAAACCAUUGUUUCUGGCCUUGUGCUUUAAUAAAUACUACAAAGUAAAAUCUAGGAAGUGAUCAGAGCCAUCAGCUUGAAAGGUUAUUGAUCACAGAACAACAACUUAUCUAUUUAUAUCCACAAGGUCUGUUUGGUUAGAUUGGUUUCUGUGUUGAGCGUACCUGGCGCAGUGUAAAUAGCUUGCAUAUAUUUUUUAAACAUGGCCAUCAAAGACAACCUUUCUGCUUUUAUAUAGUGUGUUUUCCGACCUUAAUACUGCUGUAUUAAUCAAUGAUCUCUGUGAGAUACUGACAUGUAGAGUGGCAUUUUCAUAUUGAAAAGUAACUGUUUUGUCUUGUAUACUAAAAUUGUGCAUGUUGAUCAUUGUUUGUGAA
Molecule: messenger RNA, 7432 nt
Organism: Eleginops maclovinus (Patagonian blennie)
Lineage: Eukaryota; Metazoa; Chordata; Actinopteri; Perciformes; Eleginopidae
Gene: cntn3b
Product: contactin 3b
Exons: 23
Coding region: 409-3489 (1026 amino acids)
Biological process (GO): axon guidance; brain development; cell-cell adhesion
Cellular component (GO): plasma membrane; axon
Molecular function (GO): cell-cell adhesion mediator activity
Source: RefSeq, a predicted model, not a curated record